This is a messenger RNA of Uloborus diversus, 2385 nucleotides long. RefSeq names its product protein grainyhead-like. The transcript has 17 exons. The record is from RefSeq and is a predicted model, not a curated record. Gene Ontology annotation, cellular component: nucleus. NCBI's taxonomy places the organism in Eukaryota, Metazoa, Arthropoda, Arachnida, Araneae, Uloboridae. Gene Ontology annotation, biological process: regulation of transcription by RNA polymerase II. Gene Ontology annotation, molecular function: DNA-binding transcription activator activity, RNA polymerase II-specific; RNA polymerase II cis-regulatory region sequence-specific DNA binding. The coding region runs from base 1 to 2385 and encodes 794 amino acids.
AUGAAACAGGGUGUUCAGAACAAAAACAAAGAAAUUGUCGAAGAACUAACGGCCACCGCUCCAUCGGGGUCUGAGAGAUCUCCUGAUAUGCCCGAUGGCGAAGAAAGUUGGAGAGCAUUUUAUGAGCAUCCAUUAACUGCAGCAACUACAGCAAUGUUGAACAUUGGAGGACAAAAUACAGAGGAACCGAACCCUACAACCAUGGGACUGUUGUGCGAAUAUUACAAACUGCCUUUGGAGAAAAUGGACAAAGCAUUGAUGGAUAAGUACGGAGCAUUGCCCGAUUUUUGGACAGCUGUAGCUGCUAAUAGCCAGAUUGGAAAUGUCACAAACGGAACAAAUGCAGUUGCUGGAGCAUUGCCUGUUUCUUUGCUGCCUCAAGCUGCAGGAGUUUUGAGAAAUCGUAGGAUUUCUGAUCCAAAUGAUGUUGCACCACAAGAAGUAGACAUUUACUUGAAUCGUGGACUUAUAAAACGUGAAACUUCUAGUGAAGGAGAGCUUAUCGUCCCUACAUCUGGAGUGCUGAACAUGCACAAAUCUGACAUUAGUGCCACCAAAGUUUCAAGUGAUGCAACAUCCAGUGAUAAUGAGUCACCAUUGCCAAUAAUUGUUGAAGUGAAGCAGGAGCAUAGUCCGGACAUGCCUACUUCUCCAAGCCCACCCACAACAAAAAUUAGUGAACUGCCACCAGCUAGUACUGUCAUUGCCCAAGCUUAUUCCAGUCACGUUUUCGCACAGAAUUAUGAAACUCUUGCUGCUCAGUAUACAACAGCAGCUCCUCCUCAAUAUCAAAGUCAGCCAACCACUUCCGUUUACAUGGUCACGGCACCAUCUGAAUAUAGAGCAUUGCCUGACUACUACACAGAACAAAUCAGGCAGAAUUUAGCUACUGUACCUGCUUAUGCUGAUGCUUCUGACACAGCAGCUUUCGUUGAUCGUUAUAUUAGGCAGGCAACAGGACUCAAAGGAACGAUUCAUGGACUAACAGUCGAUCUGCCUUCGCCAGACAGUGGUAUUGGAGAUACAACUAUUACACCAAGGGAUGCAGCUAACCUUUCGCAAGUUGGGGAGAUUUUCGAUUAUUCUGACAUAACUCAAGCACAAGUGCUUCUGCAAACAACGGAGCCGUCUACAAGUCGACCGGCCAGUACACAGUCGGGAUCUUCUAGAAGAUCCUGGCAUGAAUACAGCCGUAAUUCGGAAGUUGACAAAAUCCAGAUACCAAAAUUACAUUCGGAGCUAGGCUUUCGUUACUACCUCGAAUCUCCAAUAUCUACAAGUCAACGCCGUGAGGACGACCGAAUAACUUACAUCAAUAAAGGUCAAUUUUACGGAAUCACUUUGGAUUAUGUUCCAGACCCAGCUAAGCCAUUGAAAAGUUCAACAGUUCGAUCUGUGGUAAUGUUGAUGUUCAGAGAGGAGAAACCACAUGACGAAGAACUGAAGGCUUGGCAAUUUUGGCAUAGUCGACAACAUUCCGUCAAGCAGAGGAUUCUUGAUGCAGAUACGAAAAACAGUACAGGGAUAAUUGGCCAAAUUGACGAAAUCUCCCACAAUGCAAUCGCCUUCUAUUGGAGUCCUUUAGAAGUUUCUGCCAAGGUGAACAUAGCUGUUCAGUGCUUAAGCACAGACUUCAGUAAUCAAAAAGGAGUAAAGGGUCUUCCCUUGCAUCUUCAGAUUGAUACCUUUGAUGAUUUCCGAGAAAAUUCUACUCCUUAUCAUCGGGGCUAUUGCCAAAUCAAAGUUUUCUGUGAUAAAGGUGCCGAAAGAAAAACACGAGAUGAAGAACGUAGAGCAGCCAAGAGGAAAUUGACUACCGCACCAGGUGUAAAUGACGGAACUAUCACUUUCCCAGGAAGGAAAAAAAUUGAUGAAAUGUUCCAUCUUCCUUGUGAACGAUCCGAGUUUUAUUCGAUGAGUGAUCUGCUCAAGCCGCCGAUUCUUUUCACUCCGAGUGAUGACGUAGAAAAGGUCACAUCAAUUGAUUUGAGUUUCUACAAUCCUGUGGUAGAUGAACAAAACGGAUCAGGGACUGAUCGCCGAGAUAAUGAUUCGAGAAGCAGUAGUAUGUUCACCCCGCCGCCAAAAAAGAUGAAAUUAUAUCCCGGUGACAGAGUGCUGCUUUACGCCCGUCAAGAAUCUGAAGAUACAUUCCAGCCUUUGCAUAUUUAUCCUCCGUCGCUUGCAGGUCUUGCGAGAGGGAUAGAAAAAAAAUACAAGCUAAAUUCAUCUAGCAUAAGAAACAUAUACAAGAAAUGCAAGAAAGGCGUUACUGUCCUGAUUGAUGAUGACAUAGUAAAGCACUACUACAAUGAAGAUGCAUGCAUUAUUGAAGUAACGAAAGUGGAUGAUGAGCUAUGUGACGUGACAUUACUUGAAUUGUAA